ACACAAGGAACAUCGUCAUGCACACUUGAGUGAGCCUGCUUGAAGCAUUUGCUGCUCUCGGCUCCACCACGAUGGCGCUCCCGCUCCAGCAGUACGUCGCAUCCCUGGACAGCGCUUGUCUGCCCAGAAUCAUCCAGGUCUGCUCGGGGGUCUACUUCCAAGGCUCUGUCUAUGAGAUUUCUGGGAGUGAGGUGUCCUUCUCCACCGGGGACAUCAUCAAGAUCACCGACAUCAAACUCUCAUCUGUUUGUUGCGAGGACGUCAGCAACAAGGAGACCUUCGAGCUACCCGUCGACCAUGAAGGCUUGUUAAAGGUGAUCCCAGAGGAGAUGCCGUACAGCACAAUGGAGGAACUGGUCAAACUCAGGCCCGUGAGCUUAGAAAGGAGUCUCCCCGUCACAUUCACCAGCUCCACCAUGGUGGCGUUGGCUGACGUCACGCUGGGGACAGGCAGCGUCCUGACUUUGCUCGCCGUGGCGGAAGAGGAUAAGCGGUGUCGCUGCCGCAUCCUGGCCGGCGCGGGGCAGGCCUCGGCCGAGGUGGACGUGCCGCUGGGGACGCGUGGCCAGUUCUACGUGCACGAGAACGAAGAACGCUUCACCCCGAGGGACAUUGCGAUGUCACCGGCCCUGCGCAGUCUACGCUUCCGUUUUGACAACGCCGCCAUGUGCCAACGCACGCUGGUCCUCAGCCCUGUCUACCAGAUGGCCGCCAUCAUGAACAUGAGGAAGAACGUUCUGCAGUUCCCAUCCACCUUGGCGAUGGAUGUGGUGGAUAUCACCGACACGUGCGAGGGCAUCAGCUUUGUGGUUCCUCUCAGCUUGCAGGAAGUUUACUCCCAGCCGGGUCAAACCUUCCCCGUGGUGGUGGAGGUUGCGGAGGCUCCUGAGACCUGCUCAAUGUUCAAGUGCAAUUGGCUGCCGCGGCUCCAGACGGGGAUCCAGGUGAUCUUCCACGGAAAGACAACCUCGCCCAUGACUAUCAUGUCCAGCGUGACCAAGUGCAAGGCGCGGCAGUACUUCAUGGUGUCCGAGCAGUACGCGGGCCGCUUCCGCAGACGUCCCCGGGGCUUCGACUCUGUGUACGAGCUCUACGUGGCGGCCGCCCAAACUCCGGGAUUCAAAGUGUCUGCCACGAGAAACUGCGAGGAGGUGGAAGAGGAAGGCUUUCCCGGCCUCUCCAUCGGCGAGCGACUCGAAGUCAUCGGAUGCCAAAACGUCCGAGUCCUGGGCGGCCGGGUAGACGCCGUCGUUUGCCACCACCUUGGCGAGGUGGACGACGACGAAGAUGACGACCAAGAUGGAGAAGAGAAGACGGAGAACGUCAUUUAUCUGCCUUUGCAUAUGCAAGGCCAUUUUGUGGAACUGCUGAGCGACAAAAAGAAGUACACGCUCAACCAGCUGGGCAAGAAGCCUCCUCUGGAUGUGAAAGCUGUGACCCCGGACCCCGGGCUGGAGAAAGACCCUCUCGUUGACUUUUCCUGCCUCCGAAUAGAAGGGGCCACCCUGGAGCCCACCAUCCGGGCCAGCUUCCUGCACACACCCAGCAACUGCUUUGAGAUCCCAACCAAGAGACUCAGCAUGAACGUCUUUUGCACCCAGCAGCCACUCCCGUGGCCCCCAAACCAGGUCCCAAAAUGCAGCGUGGAAUGUGUCACAGAGGUGACGGACAAGUUCUUGCACCAGUUUCUAACGGAGAUCCAUCCCGUUACGAGUCCUCCUCCUAGACCCCCAAAAAGGAAUCUAUCGGUGCCGAAAGCAAACAAAAGCGUCCUGACCAAAACGUUUGAUGACAUGACCAUCAGAAGUAGAAGGAGUUCCCCGCCGUUGCCAGCUAUUCCGGCAAGCGUGCGCUAUCGGCCGCUACCAUCUGCACCACGUACGCUGUCAACGAUCUCGGUUCCGAACGCCGUGCCCAACCCUUACGUCGGCGAGAGACACAACUUCCAAAAUCCGGUACGCGAAGAGAAUAGCUCCAACUACGAGAAUGAGGAAGACGUGCUCGCAAUGACGCUGAAGAAAGCUCAAGAGAAUGUUAUGUUCUACUAAAGUGGAUUUAAUAGUGUCGCUACUUUUGGUAUGCACAACAUGACCACUAGGGGCAGUGUAAUCCAUAGUACUCCUAUAUGUUGAUGAAACAAAAUAGCUGUAAUACAUUUGAAUAAGAUUAAGACUUUUUUGACAGAGCUGUUGCUGCAUCGUUUCUGUUCAAAUAUAUUGUUUAAAAGUUUAAUGACCA
This is a messenger RNA of Syngnathus acus (greater pipefish), 2238 nucleotides long. RefSeq names its product thymocyte selection associated family member 2 (gene themis2). The record is from RefSeq and is a predicted model, not a curated record. The coding region runs from base 72 to 2048 and encodes 658 amino acids. Gene Ontology annotation, biological process: T cell receptor signaling pathway. NCBI's taxonomy places the organism in Eukaryota, Metazoa, Chordata, Actinopteri, Syngnathiformes, Syngnathidae. The transcript is spliced from 6 exons.